Messenger RNA from Micromonas commoda, 5301 nucleotides. RefSeq lists its product with no specific name. Gene Ontology annotation, biological process: positive regulation of GTPase activity. Gene Ontology annotation, molecular function: GTPase activator activity. Bases 1 to 5301 code for a protein of 1766 amino acids. The transcript has 2 exons. Lineage: Eukaryota; Viridiplantae; Chlorophyta; Mamiellophyceae; Mamiellales; Mamiellaceae. The record is from RefSeq and is a predicted model, not a curated record.
AUGGACGAUCCGGACGGGUGGGACCUGAGCGACGGCGACGACGGCACCGAGCCCGCGCCCGUCGACCGUACACCCUCGGCCGACCACCCCACCGCGGACGACGACUUCGCGAGGGAGGUUUUAGCCGCGCAGGAGCGACGCGAAUCGGAGUCCCAGCGCCCCGACACCCUCGGUGAUCCGCCGUCCGAUGACGACGCGGACGACGACGACGCAGACGACGAGGACGACUCCGAGCAUCACGGCGGGUGGGACGACUUCAGCAUCAAGACCCCGUGGGAGCGCGCCGUCCACAACAUCGAGUCCGUCGUCCGCAGGUGGCUCCGUCUCUCCGACGAGGAUCUCGCGGCGCAAUCGUCGCGGUGCGCCAGGCCGGAGCACGGCGGCCGGGAUCUCCGAUGCCUCCGCACGCUGAUCCACCACAAGAUGGACCACUUUCGACCCGACCCGUACGCCGUCAUCCUCUACUACCCCAAGCACUCGCCCCCGAACGUCUUCCAUGAACGACGCGGGGACCGACCCGACGCCGUCGCAUCCCACGAAUCCUCCGCCGGCCCCGCCGAGUCCCGGGGCGCCGAGUCCCGAGGUGCCGAGUCCCGAGGUGCCAAGUCCCGGGGUGCCAAGUCCCUGCUGACGCACAGGUUCUACUGCGACGCGGCGGAGGAUAACGCCGGGGGCACGUCCGGGAUCCAGCGGUGGCUGGGCGUGGGUUGCCCGUUCAUCGUCGUGGAGCCCCCGUCGUCGUACUCGCGGUGCUUCUCCGGCGGUGACGAGACAGCCACCGUCGUGAGCGCGGUGAACAUCGCUCUGGUGAACACCGCCGCGCCCUCGUGCUGGGCCAUCGUGGCGCCCACCGGCGGACCCUCGCGCGGCGCGUUUCUGGGACGGGCCGGGGGUAUCACCAAGGACGCGGGGGGCUGGGGGAUGAAGAUUGAGACGGAUUCUCUCGCCGGCGUCGUCGCGGAGAAAGCCAGGGGGCGGUCGCUCGCUGGGCUCGCGAAGACGCUCGAGGAGACGCUCGAGCACGUGGACUGGGACAGGGCGACGCGGGAGCGCAUGGCGAAGGCGAGGGCGACGGCGAGGCUGACGUUCCCGACGAACAGGCGCUGGGCCGCGGAGCGCGCCAAGUAUGAAAAACGAAAGAAGAAGAGUUUGAAAACCGGAGUCGCGUUCGACGAGCGCCGUUCGCGCGGGACCGGUUGGGGCGACGGCGACGGCUGGGGUUUCUCGAGCGACGGCUCCGACACCGACUCCGACGAGGCGCGGCCCGGGGCGGCGUUCAUGGCGCUCGCGGGUGGGCAGCGAGUGCGGGGAUUUGGCAGGAAGGGGGCGAAUAGAGCGGCUGAGGACAAAAAGGGCGGGUCCGAGUCGGACGGUUCCGAUUUUGGCAUCACGCUGAACGAGUGGGACGACGAGGCGCCCUGGGCGCCGUGGGCCGCGCUGGACGAUCCGUGGGAGAGCGUCGAGCUGGACGCGUGCUGGGUGGACGCUCCGUUGGGCUCGCUCGUCGACCGCGAUUACAUCUACCUCGGCGGCUCCGGCUCCGAAGACGAAGAUUCCGACGAAGAACGCGGCCGCGAGCGAAGGGACGGGAAGGACCUGCUCGAACCCGAGAAGGCGCCGCUCUGGACCCUCAGGGCGGUCCCGACCGGCGCCUUCAGGGAGGACGGCAGCGGCGGCAUGGCCGGGGAGCUGAGCGCGGCGGCGAAGCGGUUCGAUAUCGGCGCGGGUAUCUUUUCCGAAUCGUCGCAAACGUCCAACUCCUUUUACGAUAAUAAGGGCGACGUCGACGGCAGAGACGACGGCCCGGGCGGCGUCGGCCUGGCCGAGAUGCUGUGGCUCUUCGCCAGCGCCGGCGGCGUGCGCGCGGCGCCCGGCGCGGACACGAUGUCCCGGCUGGCGUCGCCGGAGUAUUGGGACGAGGUCGGGUCGAGGUACGAUGCCGACGACGGAUUCGGCGUCGGGGUUCCGCCGCGCGUGCCCCCGGAGAGCGUGGUGCAGGACGUGCUUCGGGACGUGUUCGACACGGGAGGACCUAGGCGAGACGCGGGGCGAAGGGCGCCGGCGAAGAGUCCCGAGACGGGCGCCGAGGCGGACGCCGACGAGGCGGCGAACGACGCGAACGACGACGAAAAAUUUAGGAGGAGCGGGCCGGAGGCUCUGUUCCCCACGCCGCAGAAGAGCGCGCCGCCGGACAGUCUGCUCGCCAGGGUGGCGCUACACGCCAUGCAGUUCGGCAACGUUCGCGCGGUGGCGAUCCUGUGGCAGAGGUUCGUGCGCGAGGUUCGGUUCGCGCACUGGGACCGGGGCGUGCCCUUACCCCGAAUGGACGGCUCCUCCUCCGGCGAAACCGCGCCGGACAUACUCGCGUGCGCCAUGCACCAGAAGCUGCAGAUGAUCAACGCGUGCAUUCACAGGCGCAAAGCCAGGGCGGAGGCGGAGUUUGCCGAGAGCGGGGUUGCGAAGUUGGGCCCCACGCCGCUCGCGGGUUCCGUGAUGCAGUCGGCCAUUGUCUCGCAAGAUUCCGCGGGCGCGCAGGCUUGGGAGGACGCCACCGCCGACGGCUGGGGCGACGCCGAGGACGACGUCUGGAACGACGCCAACGCGAACGACGCGAAGGGUGGGAACGGGUGGGCGGACCCGGACGACGACAUCGACCUGACGUCGAUGCUCGGCGGCGCCAUCGCGGACAAGACGACGAGAACGGGCGCCGCCGAGGGUACGAAAACCGACGAAAAACAAAUCGACGAAAAACCCCCCGUUCGGCCCGAGGAGUCCGCCGGUGACGACGCACUGGACGAGACGAGAUCGGAGGAGUACGGGAGCGCGUCCGACGGCGAGACGGACGGCGGAUGGCGAUGGGACGACGGCGACGUGGACGGCGACCCCGACGCGCCGCCCGAGGGCGUCAAGGGGGAGAUGCCCGGCGGACUUCGGAUGCUCAAGCCGCCGCACCGGCUCAUGGCGGAACCGAUCGCGCAGCUCCCGCCGCUGUACACCGAGGACAUGAUGCGCGAGCGCGAGGCGGCGCUGUCCGCGUUGGGGGACACCGAGGACGGGCGGGCGAUCCGGCUCAAGAUGCAGUCGGACAUGCUGGUGUCCGACAUGUCCGCUUUCAAAGCGGCAAACCCGGGCUCGUGCCUGGCGGAUUUCGUCCGGUGGCACUCGCCUCGCGAUUGGAUCUCCGACGAGAACGGCGACGAGAGGGUUCGCAAAGGGUCGAAGUCCCCGCUCGCGCCCACCGGGUGCCUCUCCGAGCGCAUGCGCAACGAGGGGAACGCGUGGCGGACGCUGUGGCGCGACUCCCCGCGUCUCCCGGCGUCGAGACAAAAACCCCUCUUCGAUCCCAUCAAGGAGGGCGAGAAGGCGCUGCACCACCUGGAGCAGGCGCCGCCGCCGGAAAUUUUCGCCCAGCUGUGCGCGGCGGCGACGUCCGCGGUGGGAAACCUGUACGCCAGGGCCAAGGGCGCGACGCUGGCGCCGUGUCCGCGGUACCUGGCGAGAGCCGCCGACGUUGCUCGCUCUGUGUUUAACAACUCGCGAGGUUCUCCGGCGACGGAGAGCGAUUACGCCUCGCUCGCGGGCGAGCUCCAGCGCGCGGAGCGGUGCGUGGCGAGGGGCGAGGCGCUGCGGCACAGGCUGCCGGGAGUGAGCGCGAGGCUCCUAGAGGAGGUUCUGCGCGUCGCGGCGGCGGAUGAGGAGAGAAGGGACGAGCACAACGCGGCGGUGGCGGAAAAGAAGAAGCGGGCGGCUGCUGCUGCGGCUGCUGCGGCGGCGGCGGCGACCCGCGGCCCCGACGCACGCGCCGAGCACCCUCCGGUCGUUCGCGACGGCGGCGGCGGCGACGACGACGAGGAGGAGGGCCGCGCCGAGGACGAGGAGGCGCUGGAGAGGCUUCGUUCUCGGCCGGUUGAGGUUUCGGUUCUCGACGGGGAGCGCGACGCGCUCGCGAGGUUGCUCCCGCCGGAUCUGGAGCGCCGCGGCGCCCGGGCGGCGUCGUGCGCCGAGUACGCGGUGCGGUGCGGCGGCGGGGUGGAACAGAUUCAGAGGGCGCACGCGCUCGCGGCGCCGUGCUUCACCAGGAUGCAUUUGAGAUGCACUCGACUGCUCGAGCCACUCGUCAAUCUACUUUCUUCGCCUGUCGCCACUGUUACACGCGCCAUGGUCGCCACUGAAGCCCGCAAGGCUCGUCGCAUGGCGGCGGCUGCCGCCAAGGCUGCCGCGGAGGGCAAAACUCUCGACGCGAAAUCGCUCGCGAGCGCGCCCGUCAAGCCCGUCCCCGCGUCCGCCCCUCUCCAUGGCCAUCGACCCGCCGCGCAUCAAAAUCGCGCCGGCGCCGAGGCACCCUCUCGCGCCCCUCACGGGGCAUCGAAGGAGCCCAUCUUGAAGGGCAUCGGGACGAAAGCAGGGGGCAAGUACACCCCACCCGCGAUCCUUCGGGCCGUGGCCAACGCCGCGCGCAACAAGGAGGCGAGGGCCGGCGCGGGUUCCGGCGCCACCGCCACCGCCGCCGCCGUCGACGCGAGCAAUCCCAACAGGGCCGACUGGACGUGCGCCAAGUGCGGCAAGUCCAACUUCGCCAAGCGACUCGCGUGCUUCAAGUGCGCGUCGCCCAAGCCCGGGCGCGUGUUCACCGCGGCGGGGAUGAAGGGAUACGAGAAGCGACGCGCGAGGCGCGAGGCGAAGCGAGCCGCCUCCGAGGCGGAGGGCGUCAUCGGAUCCGACCCAUCGGAGGCGGGGCGGACUCAAUCGGCGGAAGACGCGACGUCGGCGCCGAGGAAGAUACGCUUUCGCGACGGCGACGAGGCGACAACGUCGAGCAUCGGACGCACGGGAACGGAAGGCGGGGCGGACGGCGGAAGGGACGGCGACGACGCGAACGGAGGCGACGGCGAGAAGGAAAAGAAGGAAAAGAAGGAAAAGAAGCGAAAGCGCGUGUCGAAGAAGGCGAGCGACGCCGGGAGGGCUCCGAAGCGCCUCCGCGACCCCGACGCGCACCUCGAGUACCUCGCGCGAUGGUCCGAGGCGACGCAGGAGAGGGGCGAUCGACCGCCCGAGGGGUUCAAACCCGCCAACGGGUGGAAACUUGACAAGAACGUGCAAAACUGGCUCAUUCACAACGCGUGCGACGAGUCGGAGGUUGACGACGACGCCUUCGCGAUGUUCCUGCUCUACGCGGCGGGUCUGCGAGGGGGACCGUUGGAGCGGAUGAGGGACGCGGCGGGGGAGGGUAACCGAGGCAAAGGGAUCGGCGCGGAGCGCGCGAGGAAGGUGCUGCGCGUUCUCGCAAACGUAGACUCGUGA